Maniola jurtina (meadow brown) is the source of this 3838-nucleotide messenger RNA. RefSeq lists its product as uncharacterized. The record is from RefSeq and is a predicted model, not a curated record. The transcript is spliced from 12 exons. Lineage: Eukaryota; Metazoa; Arthropoda; Insecta; Lepidoptera; Nymphalidae. Gene Ontology annotation, cellular component: plasma membrane. The coding region runs from base 102 to 2942 and encodes 946 amino acids.
GGCGAGCGGGUGGCUACGUCGCUCCAGGAAUUGAAAAUGGUUUCGUAGAUUAUGAAACGCGUGUAGCAUAUUUUUUCCUGUGUGACUCUAAAGUGCCCAUUAUGGAUUGGAAAGGAUCUACUGUCGUUUUUCUGGUGCUGGUGGUUGCUGUUUCCGGUAACCCGGCAAAAAUAGAUUCAAAACGAGACCACUGCAACAAGACAGUAGAAAUAUAUGAGGAUGUAUCAUCGCCACCGGUGACACCAGAGAAUUUUGGCAGACCUCUCACAUGUACAUAUAGGUUUAGAGCAUUCCGUGGUUCUCCGAAGGACUGGAUACUUAGGAUACGGUUCAAGAAAUUCAAAGUUGGCACUCUUAUAAACGGGACCACGUGUCAUAAAGGAUAUAUGCAGAUAGUAGAUGGCAACGCGAAGACGGACGUGUCCAACAGGAAGGAGCCUGGUCUAUUUUGUGGCGAGAUCGAACAGCCUCAGACCUUCAUCUCGGAGACUAACUUCGUGAAGAUCGUGUUCCACGCUGACAACUUCACGGAUCAGACAUACUUCAGCUUUGAUUCAAGAGCGGAGCAGCAGUUCGAAGUGUAUCUGCGUUACGGUCAGCAUCCAGAACUGUAUCCUAACAGACGCGGAGAAGUUGUGGCUGGGUCGUACUGCGAGCGGGUCUUCAGGGAUUGUAGACUCCAGACCUGCUACGUCCAGUCAGCAGCUUAUCCCGGCGUGUAUCCUAGGAAUUUACACUGCAGAUAUCACCUGAACACGCGUCUGCCGUACAUCAAGUUGUACAUAGAGAACGAAGAAUUCAACAUAGAUGGACAACGAUGCGAGAACAUUAUGACCUGCCCCAUGCGACCUAUCACUUCAGGCUCAGAAAACUGUCCCUACGACUACAUCAGGAUAUACGACGGCAAGGACGAGUCGGCCUCCGUGAUCGGAACCUUCUGUGGCAUGGGGAAGUUCCCUUACUCCAUCAUCGGUACUUCGCAGGACUUGUUCGUGGAAUUCAUCAGCUCACCAGCGGGUCCACUACUGAACACGGGGUUCCAUUUCAACGUGGGCAACUGGCCAGGCCACGUCGAAGCACCGGGCUCCAAGAUCGGAAACUGUGACUGGUUGCUAACCGCUGAAUCCUUGAAAAAGUCAGGAGACACCGAGGGCAUAUUCCUCUCCGUCGCUCAUUGGUAUCCCCCGCAUACCUCCUGCACUUAUCUGAUGCAGGGCUUCCCAGGACAAGUCGUUAGGCUGUAUUUUCCGAGCUUCCGCAUAAAUCGCAUCGAAUCACCCAUCGUACCCUGGACGGGGGAUUGUGGGGAAUCCCUCACACUAUACGACGCGCCCAGACCUGAUGACGCGAAGAUCAUCAAGACAUUCUGCGACACCUUCAGCAGGCCGAUGGAGAAGCACGACUUCGUGUCCACGGGGAAUGCCAUGUUCGUGAGAUUUGAGAGCAAGACUGGAAGCUAUAGUGGCUCAUCACUUUACUACUGGGCGCAUUACGACUUUUUCAACAACACCAGAUUCGGAGAGCCAGUCCCCAACACAGCUUGUGAUGAAGUCAUAGCAUCCUGGAAGCAGCGAGCUGGUAGACUGAGAUCUCCUCUCAACACCCUGGUCUAUAAGCAAGCGCCACCGGGUGAAGAUGUCCAUUGCUUGUAUAGAUUUGUCACGGAUAAACGGAUUUUCGCGAGGGUUAUUUUGACCAUUUUGAGCGUUAAUUUCAAGGAACAUCCGUACACACCAGUGACCUGCCAAAACUGCUAUGAAGAUCGAGCUGAUAAAUUAAUCAUCUGGGAACCAUUCCCCCCUGGUAAAACUUUGAACACAACUCUGGGAUUCACCACCACACCUUUGCCUCUUCAUUUAGCAGUGCAAAGGUCUCUUGGAUCCUGCCUUUGUGCUAAACACGCUAAUUCUGUAACCCGAGCGAGACCUUACAGAGUAGUGUCUUCAGGAGAAACUUUGAACUUACAACUGAUAGUAGACAAUGCUCAUGCUGCAGCGUCAUACUUCAAGAAUCCAUCACCACUUUUUGAAGCGCGAUACGAAUUUGUACACGGCCCUCUGUGUGGACCACCAGUUCUAGCGGCGGCAUUAGAUGGAGAAAUCGUAUACCCCCAUUUAGAAGCAUUAGGUUAUACCGAACCUCCUAAAAGGAUACAGUGCAUUUGGGAUCUAGAAAUAGAAGAGAAGAGAGAUAUUUGGCUACAUUUUGACAGCAUUAAAUUUGCAUCACGUCAUUGUGACGAUGGAAACAUCCAAAUUUACCUUCCUGGACGUAUUGAGCCUUAUUUAUCAGUCUGUGGAGAAAACGUUUCCUUAGCUCGAGAGUUACCAAUCUUAUCAGCUGGAGAAUUAGGAUUCGAGUCUUUAGAUGACCCACUGGUAAUGGAAAAGGAAAAGACAAGAUCUAUUAGAAUCGUAUUUAUUGGCAGUGCGUCCCCCGCGCGUGCUACUUUCAAAAUAGCUUGGACAGGCCUUUACCAUUUACCCAAAAAUUCUGAUGGGACAUUAAUGACGUCACGAUUGACUGAAGGCGGUUCUAUAGUUUCGAAUCCCGGUCAUGGAUGCGACUUCAUUUGUCCUGGAGAAGAAGCCCUUUGUAUUCCAGCAAGACUUAUAUGUAAUGGUGUCAUCAACUGUCCGAAUAUGACAUCUAGUGAACGGAAGUUCUGGACAGCGGAAGAAAAGCGUGCAAGAGAAGCUUAUUCGGAGGACAGCUUGCGUCGACUUGGUUAUUUGGAUUUGUUGAGUGGAAUGCCAUUUGGUCAGCUACAUGAUGAGGCACCAGAAUUGUGUGCUGGAGCAAGAAGUGCAAGGGGUAGUGAUUGGUUAGCGCCAACAUUGGGGGCUGUGUUAGCUAUCGCUAUUGGUGUUUGUGCUUUAGGAGCUGCGUGGCGUCUCUGUUGCCGCAAGCGAUCUCCUGACGAGGAAUCCUUGGACUACUGACAUGCGGCCCGCGGUGCUCCACACGCGCCGCCUACGCUACACUCUAGAUCGUCUUCAAGGGAUCUUCACUUAGAUUGGAGUCUGCAUUGACAGACGCUUUAUUGAGCGCCAGAGCCCUCAUUUGUUGAAUUCUAACGGACUUAUGAUCAUAAAAACGAAUCUUUAAGAAAAAUGCACGAACGUAUUGGUAUUUUGUAAGAUGAUUUUUAUUGACUUGACUUUUAUACUUUGUUAUUAGCAAUAACUACAAUAUUCUUACUCUUAUCAGAAUCUAAAUUGUUAACUAGCAUUGCAUUAUGCAAUAUAUCGUUGUAAUAAGAUAGCUGAAUAUGUGAAUCAUUUAGAGUUCCUUUUACACGCUUUGCACUCUUAACCACUUCAAAAUCCUUAUUCAUAUCUUUCUGUGCAUUAUUUUCUUGUUCCAAUUUUGUGAGGGUUUAAUCUAAGGCGCUCAAUCUUGUUGUUUUGUAAUUAGUGUAUAUAGGUACUCUUACAUAGUUACCCCUACAUUUAAUGGAUGCUUCAAAUGAAUGAUCAUAGGUUAGUUACAAGGUGAUAGUAGUCGUAGAGUUUAAGUAUUUAUCAGAAUGGACAUUGGAUAAAGAUGAUAGUUGUAAUGAUUUUCGUGUUCACGAUACAUCAUCCAACACAUGUUCCACUUAACAUCGAUUCCCAAAUAGCAUACAAGAUGAAACUAUUGUUACAAAAGAUAGGUAUUUAAAAUAUGCACUUCAUCAAUCAAUGAAUACGAAAAUAAUUUUGCAAUAUUUGACAAAAGUAUCCAAAAUUAAAUCAUGAAUAAAAUCUAUAUGUUGACGAAGAUAUAAUGGGAUUUCAUUCCGAAAAACUACCGCGUCUAAAGAAGUUUUAAAAGAAAAUUCUUUCAGAUGAAAAGU